GCGAUAAGUAAUGUUUUGUUUUGCGUUUUCUUUUAAUUUAUUGCUGGCGUAAUUAGUCUUAAAAAAAUUACUGAAGAAAAGGUUGUUGGAAUUAAAGAUUCAUUUCAUUAUUCGUUAAUGCGCAGGAAGACGGGGGUAUUGUUUUUAAAAAAUAAAUAAAUGAAAUUUCAAAAAGGAAAAAAACGAGCUUAAAAAGUGCAAAUGUGAAUAAUUUAAUCGAGCGUUUAAUUGAUACGCGUUAAGGGAAAAGUAAUAAAUUAAAUUAAAAUUAAUGUGAAACGCGACUGCGUUACCUUUGAACUGUGAAGAGUGAGAAAAGCCAGCAGGUAAAACCAUCCAUUGCUACAAGUAUGCCAACCAGACUGCUUGGCAGCCAUCGUGGGGCGGAGCACAACACAGAAAGUCAAGUGCUGGUAGACAACGAGGAGGUGCAGCCAACAGACGCUUACGAUAAUGAUGACUAUGAGCGUAGCAGAGCGGAUGCGGGUGGCUUUGUCAAUGAUAAUGACUAUAGCAUACGCUUUGUGCCAGCCACACUGCCAACGCCAACCCCCUUUCACAAUCACGAAUUCCAUAAUGUGGAACUGCAACCGACACAUGUGACCAGCAUUGAUGCACCUCCCGAUCGCUUUCAUUUUGCCUAUAUAGUUUUUUAUUUACUUGGCGUUGUUACGAUGACGCCAUGGAAUUUUUUCGUCACUGCGGAGGAUUAUUGGAUGUAUAAAUUUCGCAACACCACCAUCAACAACACCGCCGAUGUUGAAAUAGAACUAACACCAAUGCAAAAAAGUUUUGAAUGUGAUCUCACUCUUACUGCAUCCAUAUCGGGCACAACAUUUCUAAUACUCAACGCCAUUUAUGGACAUAAAGUACCGCUUAAGUUAAAAAUGUUGGGUACCUUAGUGAUCAUUCUUAUUAUAUUCUUUAUAACUACGGCAUUUGUAGAGAUUAAUACGGACCGAUGGCAGGAGCAAUUCUUUCUAAUAACAAUUUUCACAGUCAUAAUUAUAAAUAUAUCAUCGGCAACAAUGUCAGGUGGUAUAUUUGGCAUCGCAGGUCUCUUUCCAUCCGAAUAUAUGACUGCAUUGGUUAGUGGACAAGCUUUAGGAGGCAUAUUCACAGCAUUAGCUUUUAUAGUGGUCUUGGCGUUUAAUGCUGGACCAAAUACUACGGCCUUUAUAUAUUUUUCGAUUGGUAGUGUUUUGAUAUCGUUAUCGAUUAUUGCAUAUGAAGUCAUGUCACGGCAAUCGUUCUUUAGAUUUUAUUUAGAAGGCGGCAAUAAGCUUAAACCGCUAGACGAUACACCGUCUACAAGUCGAACGAACGACUUGGGAAUUACACUAGAACCAAAUAUAAAUGAAGUGAUGAGUAAAAUAUACGUCGAUGUGGUCAGUAUUUGUAUUUUAUUUACGACGACGCUUUCAGUAUAUCCAUCUGUAACGGUUCUUAUGCAGUCGGAAAAUUUUGGAAACGGUAACGCUUGGAACGAUAUUUACUAUCUGCCAGUUGUAAAUUAUCUGUUUUUUAAUUCUGGCGACUAUUUCGGUCGGAUAAUAGCCGGACUUUGGGAAAAGCCACAAAACUCGCAUACGGUACUGCUGAUGACCCUACUAAGAAUCUUAUACGUACCAUUUCUACUUUGUUCUAACACUAACCAGCAUUACUUUUUGCCAACGCUAGUGCACUCAGAUUAUUCUUUUAUUACCAUGAUCAUAACAUUCGCAUUGAGCAAUGGAUAUUUGACUAAUAUUAUUCUAAUGAGAGCACCACUUUCCGUUCUACAACAUGAAAAAGAAAUGGCAUCAUCCAUUAUGGUGGCCGCAUUAAGUUUUGGUUUAGCUUUAGGCUCUAUUUUGUCUAUGAUAUUCGUACAGAUGUUAUAACAGCGCCAGAAGAAGAGGCGCUAACAAGGAACGAAGAUCAAAAUCAGAUAGAACCCAAAGAGAUUAAAUGUGCCUGCAAUUUACAAAGACUAUGCUAUGAUUUCUAUGAUAGUUUUUGUGUUUUAUGCUUAAGAGUUUUUUAUGUUUAUUGUAAUUUUAAAAUUGUGAUAACUUUUAAUUGUGAUUCUAACAGAUUUUUAUUGUUUUUAUCACAAGCAGAUUAUAACCACAAUAAAAUUAAGUUAACUUUUA
Messenger RNA from Teleopsis dalmanni, 2135 nucleotides. RefSeq names its product equilibrative nucleoside transporter 1 (gene Ent1). NCBI's taxonomy places the organism in Eukaryota, Metazoa, Arthropoda, Insecta, Diptera, Diopsidae. The record is from RefSeq and is a predicted model, not a curated record. Gene Ontology annotation, cellular component: plasma membrane. Bases 351 to 1883 code for a protein of 510 amino acids. Gene Ontology annotation, biological process: nucleoside transmembrane transport. The transcript is spliced from 6 exons. Gene Ontology annotation, molecular function: nucleoside transmembrane transporter activity.